This is a messenger RNA of Spodoptera litura, 1629 nucleotides long. Lineage: Eukaryota; Metazoa; Arthropoda; Insecta; Lepidoptera; Noctuidae. The record is from RefSeq and is a predicted model, not a curated record.
GCGCGGUCAUUUGCGUCGAGCACACGCUUAGUAGCAAUUGCUCCGUAAAUUUAUUUUAUUAACCAGUAAAAACAAAAAAAAAAAAACCUAAAAUGGAUAACGAUAACGAUGAAGAAGAUCUAAGGUUUAAUAGUGAUAAAAGUGAUUCAGAAUUACUCAACGAAUGCGAAAUUGUUUUGGAAGAUUUGAAUGACAGCAUUGAAACCAGAAGAAAAAACUUGAGAAAGUCUGUUGAGAAAAGAAAAGAGAGAGAGGACGAUAGUAGCGUAGAAGAAUAUACAACCGUUACCAGGAAGUCUAAACGCCUUAUUCGUAGCAAUUCGAAUAAUGCAGAGAAUAAUCACGUAACACAAAAAAACAAUCUGAGGGUAGAAGAAAAACAAAAUAAUUAUGCAACCAAUGUUGAAGUUUGUGUAUCGUCGGUAGAUGCCUUACCUAAACAAAUGGCUUUUGCGAAGUUGUUGAACAACGAAAGUAUAAAAAACAUACUUAGAAUAAAAUAUAAAAGCCCCUACAAGGUACUUAUCCGUUUUGCCACCAAUGAAGAUGCUGAGAAUUUGAUAAACUGCCGAAAGUUUAAAGAACUAGGCUUUAAAUGCUAUAUGACAUAUGAGUCAACUAUGUCUUUUGGUAUCAUUAAAGGUGUUGACAUGGAGUUAAAGGAGGAAGAAAUUAUGGAUAUUUUAGAGAGCGAAUCAAAAAUCUUAUCAAUCAAAAGAUUGAAAAGAAUUAGUUUAAACGAAAUAUGGGUUGACAGCGAAACUGUUAGAUUAUGCUUCGAAGGUUCCACUUUGCCGUCAUAUGUUUAUGCGUACGGGUGUAGGUUCAAAGUGAACCCUUUUGUUUUCCCUGUAACGCAAUGCACGGGAUGCUGGAAGUUUGGACACUACCUCAAAUAUUGCCCAACUAAAAUUAAAAUUUGUCCCAAAUGUGGCGGUCAACAUGAAAAUUGCGAAAUUAAAGAUUACGUUUGCCUAAAUUGCAAGGGCCCCCACCUAGUAUUAGACAAACAAUGCCCUUUACAUAUUAAAGAGAAAAAUAUCCGAGCAAUUAUGGCCAAGGAAAAUUCUACAUAUAGAAAAGCUUUAGAAAUAUACAAUUCAGUUCAAAACAAAAAUAUAAACAUACAAGAACCAAUAGAUACAAAUUUACAAGAAUUCAACCAAACGUUAACACGUAUGACGUCAUCAGCGCUAAGUAACUCCCCAGAAUUAUACAGUUCUAUCGUAACUAAGAAUGGAACAAAAAGAAGCACAGAAGAUAAGCUGGCUUACAGUAACUAUAAAAAUGGCAGGGACAUUGGCCCAUCGCAGAAAAAGAAAACAAAAGAAAAACCAUUGUUUAUGGAGGAGAUACCUACGACAAUUCAAGAAAAUCGAGCUGAUACCAACGGCAGGGAUACUAACUGCAACAAAUUAGUAGAUAAGUACAAAUUUGAUUUUAAGAAAUUCAUUUUGAAACUUAAAAACAUUAUUAUGUCUGAGAGAAGUUUAGAGGAAAAAAUUGUAACAUGCAUAAAAUUAUUGUAUGAUGAUAUUAAAAAAUGUAUAUGUAGUCUAUUCGAUAAUGUUAACUUGAUACAAUACUUUCUGUCAAUUAUUAAUGGAUAGCAUCUCUUAUCAUUCCGUU